Messenger RNA from Cervus elaphus (red deer), 4772 nucleotides. RefSeq names its product SAFB like transcription modulator (gene SLTM). Gene Ontology annotation, molecular function: sequence-specific DNA binding; RNA binding. Gene Ontology annotation, biological process: regulation of transcription by RNA polymerase II; regulation of mRNA processing. NCBI's taxonomy places the organism in Eukaryota, Metazoa, Chordata, Mammalia, Artiodactyla, Cervidae. Bases 113 to 3157 code for a protein of 1014 amino acids. The record is from RefSeq and is a predicted model, not a curated record. Gene Ontology annotation, cellular component: nucleus. The transcript has 21 exons.
UGUGCGCAGCGCUGCGCGGCGCCGGCGGCCGGCGAGGCCUGGGUCGAAGUUGGAGCCGCUGCCGCCGCCCUGCAGCUCACUCGCUGCCUUGGCAGCGCGCCGCUCUUCUAAAAUGGCUGCCGCUACCGGUGCUGUGGCAGCCUCGGCCGCCUCAGGUCAGGCAGAAGGUAAAAAGAUCACCGAUCUGCGGGUCAUCGAUCUCAAGUCCGAGCUGAAACGGCGGAACCUGGAUAUCACUGGAGUAAAGACCGUGCUCGUUUCCCGACUCAAGCAGGCUAUUGAAGAGGAAGGAGGCGAUCCCGAUAAUAUUGAAUUAACUGUUUCAACUGAUACUCCAAACAAGAAACCAACCAAAGGCAAAGGUAAAAAACAGGAAGCAGAUGAGUUGAGUGGAGAUGCUUCUGUGGAAGAUGAUGCUUUUGUCAAGGACUGUGAAUUGGAGAAUCAAGAGGCACAUGAACAAGAUGGAAAUGAUGAACUGAAGGACUCUGAAGAAUUUGGUGAAAAUGAAGAAGAAAAUGUGCAUUCCAAGGAGUUACUUUCUGCAGAAGAGAACAAGACUGCUCAUGAAUUAAUAGAGGCAGAAGCAGUAGAAGAUAUAGAAAAAGAGGACAUCGAAAGUCAGGAAAUUGAAGCUCAAGAAGGUGAAGAUGAUACCUUUCUAACAGCCCAAGAUGCUGAGGAAGAAGAAAAUGAGAAAGAUAUAGCAGGUUCUGGUGAUGGUACACAAGAAGUAUCUAAACCUCUUCCUUCAGAAGGGAACCUAGCUGAGGCUGAUCACACAGCUCAUGAAGAGAUGGAAGCUAAUGCGACUGUGAAAGAAGCUGAGGAUGACAACAUCUCGGUUACAAUCCAGGCUGAAGAUGCCAUCACUCUGGAUUUUGAUGGUGAUGACCUCCUAGAAACAGGUAAAAAUGUGAAAAUUACAGAUUCUGAAGCAAGUAAGCCAAAAGAUGGGCAGGACGUCAUUGCACAGAGCCCGGAGAAGGAAAGCAAGGAUUAUGAGAUGAAUGCGAACCAUAAAGAUGGUAAGAAGGAAGACUGCGUGAAGGGUGAUCCUGUCGAGAAGGAAGCCAGAGAAGGUUCUAAGAAAGCAGAAUCUGGAGACAAAGAAAAGGAUACUUUGAAGAAAGGGCCCUCGUCUACUGGGGCCUCUGGUCAAGCAAAGAGCUCUUCAAAGGAAUCUAAAGACAGCAAGACAUCAUCCAAAGAUGACAAAGGAAGUACAAUUAGUGCUAGUGGUAGCAGUGGAAGCUCAACUAAAAAUAUCUGGGUUAGUGGACUUUCUUCUAAUACCAAAGCUGCUGAUUUGAAGAACCUCUUUGGCAAAUAUGGAAAGGUUCUGAGUGCAAAAGUAGUCACAAAUGCUCGAAGUCCUGGGGCCAAGUGCUAUGGCAUUGUAACUAUGUCUUCAAGCACAGAGGUGUCCAGAUGUAUUGCACAUCUUCAUCGCACUGAGCUGCAUGGACAGCUAAUUUCUGUUGAAAAAGUUAAAGGUGAUCCUUCUAAGAAAGAAUUAAAGAAAGAAAUUGAUGAAAAGAGUAGUUCAAGAAGUUCUGGAGACAAAAAAAAUAUGAGUGAUAGAAGUAGCAAGACACAAGCCUCAGUCAAAAAAGAAGAGAAAAGGUUGUCUGAGAAAACUGAAAAAAAAGAAGGCAAGGAUACUAAGAAACUAGAAGGUAAAGAUGAGAAGAAUGAUAAUGGAUCAAGUGGCCAGACUUCAGAAUCGAUUAAAAAAAGUGAAGAAAAGAAACGAAUAAGUUCAAAGAGUCCAGGACAUAUGGUAAUACUAGACCAAACUAAAGGUGAUCAUUGUAGGCCAUCAAGAAGAGGAAGAUACGAGAAAAUUCAUGGAAGAAGCAUGGAAAAGGAGAGGGCUAGCUUAGACAAAAAAAGGGACAAAGACUACAGGAGGAAAGACAUCUUGCCUUUUGAAAAGAUGAAGGAACAAAGGUUGAGAGAACAUUUAGUUCGUUUUGAAAGAUUGCGGCGAGCAAUGGAACUUCGAAGACGAAGAGAGAUUGCAGAAAGAGAGCGUCGAGAGCGAGAACGCAUUAGAAUAAUUCGUGAACGGGAAGAACGGGAACGCUUACAGAGAGAGAGAGAGCGCCUAGAAAUUGAAAGGCAAAAACUAGAGAGAGAGAGAAUGGAACGCGAACGCUUGGAAAGGGAACGCAUUCGUAUUGAACAGGAACGUCGUAAGGAAGCUGAACGUAUUGCUCGAGAACGAGAGGAACUGAGAAGGCAACAGCAGCAGCUUCGUUAUGAACAAGAAAAAAGGAAUUCUUUGAAACGCCCACGUGAUGUAGAUCAUAGGCGGGAUGAUCCUUACUGGAGCGAGAAUAAAAAGUUGUCUCUAGAUACAGAUGCACGAUUCAGCCAUGGAUCUGACUACUCUCGGCAACAGAAUAGAUUUAAUGACUUUGACCACCGAGAGAGGGGCAGGUUUCCUGAGAGUUCAUCAAUUCAGUCUUCAUCUUUUGACAGGAGAGAACGUUUUGUUGGUCAAAGUGAAGGGAAAAAACCACGUCCUUCUGCACGAAGAGAAGAUCUAGGUUUUGAAAGGUAUCCCAAAAAUUUCAGUGAUUCCAGAAGAAAUGAGCCUCCACCACCAAGAAAUGAACUUCGAGAAACAGACAGGCGAGAAGUACGAGGAGAACGAGAUGAGAGGAGAACAGUGAUCAUUCAUGACAGACCUGAUACCACCCACCCUAGACAUCCUCGAGAAGGAGGGCCCAAUCCAUCUAGACCAACCUCCUGGAAGGCUGAAGGAGGCAUGUCCACCGACAAACGGGAAACAAGAGUUGAAAGGCCAGAACGAUCUGGGAGAGAAGUAUCAGGGCACAGUGUAAGAGGGGCUCCUCCUGGGACUCGAAGUAAUGCUUCCGGCUAUGGAAAUAGGGAGGGAGACAGAGGAGUAAUCACUGACCGAGGAAGUGGAGCACAGCACUAUCCUGAAGAACGACAUGUAGUUGAACGCCAUGGACGGGACACAAGUGGACCAAGGAAAGAAUGGCAUGGUCCACCUUCUCAAGGGCCUGGCUAUCAUGAUACAAGGCGAAUGGGUGAUGGCCGGACAGGAGCAGGCAUGAUAACGCAACAUACGAGCUCUAUCAAAAUUUUUGGACAUUUAUCCCAAAGCCUGUUCAGAUGCUAAGAGAUGAGCUUUAUUUUCUCUUCACACCAAUAUCCAUUGUGACCCUUCAGCUGGCAAGUAUUUGGCCUCUCUCUUCUAUACACUUCAUUCUUUCCCAUUCAUCUGUCUUAGAAGAGACAUUGGCUUAGCUCACUGACCCAGGUUACUACUAUUCUAUUGGUUGCUUCCACCAUCAAAUUUAAGUGAGUGUUAUACUUGUGCCUGCCCAGCCUCAUCACUCAUUCUUUUUUUUUUUUUAAAGUGGAGGAUAAUUGCUUUACAAUAUUGUGUUAGUUUCUGCUGUUCAAGGAAGUGAAUCAGGUAUAUGUAUCCAUAUAUCCUCUCCCUCUUGAACUUCCCUCCCACCCCCUACCGCUGUCCCAUCCAUCUAGGUCUUCACAGAGCACCUAGCUGAGCUCCCGGUGCCUCAGAGCAGGUUCCCGCUAACUCUCUCUCUACACAUGGUAGUGUAUAUGUGUCAGGUGUGUCCCGCCCUCUCCUUCCCCUCCCCUUGGUUUUCAAAGGUCACCCAUACAUUUUUUCUUGAUAAAUACAGAUUCCUUUAUUUUUUUUUUUAGUUCUUGGGCUCUUUGGUGAUUAAACCCUUUUUGAUUUUCCUUUUUUGAAACAUUCUUCUGUUUUUUUUAUUGGCUCCUUCACAUGGUUGGAUUUUAGAUACUAUUCUUUAUUGUUUUAUACUGUGAUCACCAUGUAGAUGCUUGGAUGAAUCAAAAUUCAAGGUCACAAGCAAACUCAUUCCCCUCCUGUUUCAGAUCUUUAUGUUUCUGUUGUCUCCAACUUCUUUUAAUUUUCCAGUGCCAGACUGGAAAAAAUAUGGGCCUCAUCUUUAUUUUACUCCUUGCCUAGCAUAAAUUUCUAAGUAUGGUUCAGUUUAAAAAAAUAUUUGUGGUAGCUUUGUCUUCUUUUUUAUUUUAGCUCCUGUCGAUCUUCCCAAUAUUUUUCUCUCCUCCAUUUUUUCACAUUAUUUCUAAAUUUAACUGUUGAGACUAUUUUCUUACACCAUUUACUUGUUCCAGAACUACAAACAGCUUCUUUAGAUAACUUAGCCUGGCAUCCAAGCCUUUCUUUAAUCAGGUUUUAUCCUUAAACCAUUUCACCAUGGAUUUUUAUCUUCCGAAUUUGUUACAGGGUUUUGGGGUGGGUUUUUAUUCCUAUAUUGUUUAUUCAUACCUACUAUGUUGCAUUAUUCAUAUAAAAGAAAUUCCAAAAGUAUUUCUUAAAUGAUGUCCUGUAGUUCAGAGGUUCAAGUUCCUAGUUGAUGCUGAUGCAGAUCUGGGGACCACACUUUGAGAAGUCCAUUCAUAUGCAGACCAUUGCAUGGCUUACUAAGAGGCAGGGGUUUAACACAAGACUGCCAGAGUUGAUAUCUUUACACCACUGUUUAUUAUCAGAUAAUCAUUGUGACCUUAGGCAGGUAACUUAAAUGCUGUAUCACUCUUCAUCAGGAAAGCGGGGUUAGUAAUGGUACAUACCUCACAGAACUGUUGAAAGAAGUAAAUUAUUUAAUAUGGGUAAAGUACAAAGAAUAGUGUCUGUUAAAUGAUAAUCACUUUUUAGGUAUUAGCUAUAGUUAUUUUCUCUUUUGUUCUCUGACAUUUUUUUCUUUUAAACCUUU